AUGGCGGCGCAAACUAAUAGCAAUGAUAAUGCCACGACCAUUACUCUUGAGAAGAACCGUAGUCUCUCUCCUUCAACGGGUGAGGAAGUCCGCCUUCUCGAUAUUUCGGAGUAUGAGCAGGCCGCUCAGUGCCUUGCUGAGGCCUUCGCCGUUGAUGAAGUUGCGAGAUACUUCAUUGAUACCGAUGACAUGGUCAGCUACACAGAAGAGUAUAAGUACAAGAUGCACUGUGAUAUCUUGCGCUACAUCACUGCAGCUCAUUGCUACAAAGGCAUUGUGACGACGAUUGGGCCGAAUUAUGAUGCUGUUGCCCUUUGGAUGCCGCCAGGAAAGAACAUGGACGAUCUGUGGACCAUCUUCCGAUCCGGCAUGUGGAGACUCUGGUACAAGCUCUCCUCGGAAGGCAAGACACGGUUCUACGACGAGUUCCUGCCACUCCUUCACGAGACCAAGCACAGCAUCAUGGGUGGCCGUGACGACGACUCCUACUAUCUCGUCUACAUCGGUUCGAAACCUAGCGCACGCGGCAAAGGCUACGCUAGGAAGUUGAUCGAGCACAUCACUGCCAGGGCCGAUUUCGAAGGCAGAGCAACCUAUCUCGAAUCCAGCGCUGCGAGCAACUUGCCCUACUACAGCAAGUACGGCUUCGAGCACAUCACUGAUAUUGAGCUAAAGCGUGGCGAGGAGCCAAUCAAGUUGCAUAUCAUGGUGAGAGAGCCGCAGAGCAUGGCUGAGAGCUCGAAAGGGACAUUGAAGGUUUAG
Cadophora gregata is the source of this 762-nucleotide messenger RNA. RefSeq lists its product as uncharacterized. NCBI's taxonomy places the organism in Eukaryota, Fungi, Ascomycota, Leotiomycetes, Helotiales, Ploettnerulaceae. The transcript is spliced from 3 exons. Gene Ontology annotation, molecular function: acyltransferase activity, transferring groups other than amino-acyl groups. Bases 1 to 762 code for a protein of 253 amino acids. The record is from RefSeq and is a predicted model, not a curated record.